CUAAAAUGGCUGAGACUAACCUGAGAAUCAGUGGGGGGGCGGUGAGGUUCGGGGCCACCUAUGGGGGCAACAGGCUCUUCUCUGGGGGCAGGAGCGGUGGAGGUGGCGGCGGAGGGGCCGGCAUGGCCCUCUCCAGGUCUUUUGGAAUGGGCGGGGGCCUUGGGAUGGGAAUGGGGGGAGGUCUGGGGAUGGGAAUGGGGGGAGGUCUGGGGAUGGGAAUGGGGGGAGGAGGAGGUGGAGGCGGUCUUGGGAUGGGAAUGGGUGGACGUGCCCUGGCUCUAGGAGCCGGCGGUGGAGGGGUCAGUGCAGCAGGGUUCAGGGCUGGCGUGGCCCCACUCAGGGCUCGCUUGGGCGGCCGGGUCUUCAAGAUCGGAGGCUAUGGCUUCAACCCAUCUUUCCUGAGCUCCACCACUGCAGUGGGUGGUGACGUGGGUGUCAGCCCUGUGCCAAGCAUCGACCCCUCGCUACCCUCGCUCGACACAGUCCAGGUGACCCGCCUAAAGGAGAAGGAGGAGCUGCAGGUCCUCAAUGACAAGUUUGCCACCUUCAUUGACAAGGCUCGCUCUCUGGAGCAGACCAACGCUGUGCUGAGGGCCAAGAUCGCCAUGUUCACCAACCCGGACCAGAGCGGCCCUGCCAACACCUCCAUCCUGCUCACCUCUGCCAUCGGUACCUACAAGAUCCAGAUUGAUGGCCUGUCCGCCACCAAGGAGGCCAUCGUUGCUGAGAUUGAGCACUACAAGAGCAUCAUUGAAGAUGUCCAGAGCAGGUUUGAGGAGGAGACAGUCCAAACCAAGUCAUUAGAGAUGGACUGGACCACAUUAAAAGAGGAGGUAGACAAUCUCUACAUGAGCAUUUUUGAGCUUCAAACCAACAUUGGCGGACUGGAAGAUCAGAUUGGUCUCUCAAAGCAGGUGUAUGAUGCUAAAGUGAAGGAGGUGAGGAACAUCGUGACGGGCAGUGUGAGGUCAGCCUUCUCCAUCUCGGUGGACAACGCGGCCCAAGCCCAGGACCUGACCUCUGCUCUGUCGGACGUCAAGUCCCACUACGAAGCCCUGGCCCAGCGCAGCAAGCAGGACGCCCUUCUUUCUGUGCAGGACAGUCUCUCCAUGAUGUCCAUGACGUCCCAGCCCAGUACCCAGACUCUGACCCAAACCAAAGAGGAGCUGCGCAUGUACAAACUGCAGAUCGACUCAGUACAGAGGGAGAUCGACAGACUCAAGACCCUGAACAUCCAGAUGGAAUCUCAGGUGGAUGAGGCAGAGUCCCACUCCAGCUCCCACACAGAGACCUAUCAGGAGCAGGUUCUGACCCUCAAGUUGCAGCUGGAUGACAUCAGAAAGCAAAUAACACACUAUGGUCAAGAGUACCAGGAACUCCUGGCCAGUAAAAUGUCUCUAGAUGUUGAGAUCACUGCAUACAAGAAGCUUCUGGACAGUGAGGAGAACAGACUGAAGUCAGGAGGAGGCGUGACCGUGCACAUGUCUAAGACUGCCAUUGGAGGAGGUGGAGGUGGAGGUGGAGCUGGGCUGGCCCUGGCCCUGGGAGGAGGUGGAGGGGGAGGAGGCGGCGGCGGCGGGGGGGCUGGCAUGGCCCUGGGAGGAGGAGGCGGCGGUGGCUACAGAAUGGGCAUGGGCGGAGGCGGCUUUGGAGGGGGUCUGGGCAGUGGCUUUGGAGGUUUUGGAGGCGGUCUGGGGUUAGGAGGAGGUGGAGGGUCCUUCGGAGGUGGAGGGUCCUUCGGAGGUGGAGGGUCCUUUGGAGGCGGGAGCAGCUACAUGUCCUCCAGCCUGAGCAGCAGUGGACUCUCUUCAACAGUGUACUGAGGACAAACAGGACAAACCAGAGAAUCUCCAGCGGUUUGAGAUGGAACCAGGCUGAGAUGAAACCCUGUUUUGGCAGAAUUACUAAGAAAAAUCAUCACAGUCUCAGAUUCUGUUGUGUGACUUGCCAUACUCAAUGUAACAUGUUUUAUAUCAAUAAAAGCAGUGUUAUUUCA
Salvelinus fontinalis (brook trout) is the source of this 1996-nucleotide messenger RNA. RefSeq lists its product as uncharacterized. Lineage: Eukaryota; Metazoa; Chordata; Actinopteri; Salmoniformes; Salmonidae. The transcript has 11 exons. The record is from RefSeq and is a predicted model, not a curated record. The coding region runs from base 6 to 1823 and encodes 605 amino acids.